UAAGCUUUGUGACGCGCCGAGCCGCUUAGUUCCGCAGGUCGCCACCUUAACGGGAUCUUCUCUAUGCAAUCAGUUACUAGACCCACUGAAGAUUGUCCCUGGAUCUCCAGUGAAAAAAAUCUAUAUUCUAGCCUGAACUGUGGGAAGCAAGAAUAGUUGGUCCGUGUUUUUUUUGUUUGAAGGACACAAUGUUUUCCAAACUAGCACAUUUGCAGACCCUUGCUAUACUUCGUCGUGGAGUUCAUUCCUCAGUGACAUGUGCUACCUCUGUUGCAACUAAGAAGACAGUCCAAGGCCCUCCAUCCUCUGAGUAUAUUUUUGAACGGGAAUCUAAAUAUGGCGCACACAAUUACCAUCCAUUACCUGUGGCUUUGGAGAGAGGAAAAGGUAUUUAUGUGUGGGAUGUAGAAGGCAGAAAAUAUUUUGACUUCCUGAGUGCUUACAGCGCUGUCAGCCAAGGGCACUGUCACCCCAAGAUUGUAAAUGCUCUGAAGAGUCAGGUGGACAAGUUGACCCUAACAUCUCGGGCUUUCUAUAAUGAUGUCCUGGGUGAAUAUGAGGAGUACAUUACUAAACUUUUCAAGUAUCACAAAGUUCUUCCUAUGAACACAGGAGUGGAGGCUGGAGAGACUGCCUGUAAACUUGCCCGUCGGUGGGGCUAUACUGUGAAGGGCAUUCCGAAAUACAAAGCCAAGAUCAUUUUUGCAGCUGGAAACUUUUGGGGUAGAACAUUGUCUGCCAUCUCCAGUUCCACAGACCCAACCAGCUAUGAAGGGUUUGGACCCUUCAUGCCAGGUUUUGAAAUCAUCCCAUAUAAUGAUCUGCCUGCACUUGAGCGUGCUCUUCAGGAUCCAAAUGUUGCUGCCUUCAUGGUAGAACCAAUUCAAGGUGAAGCAGGUGUGGUUGUUCCAGAUCCAGGGUACCUCGUAGGAGUUCGAGAACUCUGUACAAAGCAUAAGGUCCUGUUUAUUGCUGAUGAAAUACAGACAGGAUUGGCCAGGACUGGUAAAUGGUUGGCCGUUGAUCAUGAAAAUGUUAGACCUGACAUAGUUCUUCUUGGAAAGGCCCUUUCUGGAGGCUUAUACCCUGUAUCUGCGGUGCUAUGUGAUGAUGACAUAAUGCUGACCAUUAAACCAGGGGAACAUGGGUCAACGUAUGGUGGCAACCCACUGGGCUGUCGUGUGUCUAUGGCAGCCCUCGAGGUUUUGGAAGAAGAAAACCUUGCUGCAAAUGCAGAGAAAAUGGGUACUAUCUUGAGAAAUGAACUCAUGAAGCUGCCCUCUGAUGUUGUAACUGCUGUAAGAGGAAAAGGAUUGUUAAAUGCUGUUGUUAUUAGAGAAACCAGAGAUUAUGAUGCUUGGAAGGUGUGUCUGCGGCUUCGAGAUAAUGGGCUUCUGGCUAAGCCCACCCAUGGCCAUAUCAUCAGGUUGGCACCUCCGCUUGUGAUCAAGGAGGACGAGGUCCAGGAGGCUGUGGAAAUCAUUAACAAGACCAUCCUGUCUUUCUGAGGGUAGGGGCAGUUCAUUAGUCCCUGGGACCUGGCUGGACAGAGCUGUCCUCUGAAAGCAGUGCUCUGAAAGUGGGCACAUUCUACCCCCACAUGUCUUCAAAGGCUUUUUAAAAAUAUACAUAUAUUUUUUCAGUUGAUGCAUAAUAGAAUGACAUUUAUGAACAUGUAGUUGGCUGUGUAACAUCACUAAGAAUGGAUGGGACCUAUAUUCAGUUAAAUUUGUGACUGUAUUUUCUAAGGUGAAAUGCUUCUGUCUAUAUAUAAAUAGCUUUCAAAUCAAGUCCUUCAGUAUAACUGAUGUACUUUUUUUUAUAAUUUCUUUGCUGGUAAAUGUUUUAUAUUUGAAAAAAUUAUCUGAGAUAUAUAAAAGACUUGCUUAACUUUACAUAUUGAAUCAUCGUUGAGUAAUCAUGUAAGCAAUCAUAUAAGCAUAUAAAAGAGUAGUGCUAAAGUAAACUUUAUUUUGGCCAACACCACAAUGUAUUCUAUGGAUGUCAUUAUUUUGAAUUUAAAAUGUGUUCUUAAAUUGUUUUAAGUGCUUGAUUAUGAUUUGUAAAGCAAAAUGAUUAUUUUUAACAUUUAAGUUUAAAGUAAAGCUUAUGUUUAAAAUGUC
This is a messenger RNA of Fukomys damarensis (Damara mole-rat), 2123 nucleotides long. RefSeq names its product ornithine aminotransferase (gene Oat). Gene Ontology annotation, molecular function: L-ornithine transaminase activity; pyridoxal phosphate binding; identical protein binding. The transcript has 11 exons. Lineage: Eukaryota; Metazoa; Chordata; Mammalia; Rodentia; Bathyergidae. Bases 189 to 1508 code for a protein of 439 amino acids. The record is from RefSeq and is a predicted model, not a curated record. Gene Ontology annotation, cellular component: cytoplasm.